This is a messenger RNA of Ogataea haglerorum, 723 nucleotides long. RefSeq lists its product as uncharacterized. The coding region runs from base 1 to 723 and encodes 240 amino acids. The transcript has a single exon. Gene Ontology annotation, molecular function: zinc ion binding; DNA-binding transcription factor activity, RNA polymerase II-specific. The record is from RefSeq and is a predicted model, not a curated record. Lineage: Eukaryota; Fungi; Ascomycota; Pichiomycetes; Pichiales; Pichiaceae. Gene Ontology annotation, biological process: regulation of DNA-templated transcription.
AUGGACUCUCCGAACCAGGCUGACACUAGAGCACCUCCAGCAAACGUCGGCAGAUCACGCUUCGCACCUAAGCAUUCGCCCGAGCCGCACGAGCCAGCGAGCAUGCCCAGCUUGAACCCUUUGCUUUCAGAUUUCGCCGUGUAUGCGUCCUCGCCGUCUCCGCACCAGAACUACAACUACGCCAAUCCACAGCUUGCACAGCGUCUCAGGAACGCGCCCGCAAGCCCAACAUAUUACCAGCAAUCGAAUAAAAUUCACGAGCCGUCUUCCAUGCACAGAAGCAUACGACGCAGCGCCAGUCUGGGCUACCCGUCGCAAGAUCUGGGGCAUGAGGAGUCCAAGGUGUUGUGCUACGACAUGGGAUCGAGGACGUACAGACUGGUGAGGCAGGAUUUAGUCGAGAGUUCGAACGGUUUGCUGCAACCUGCCGCUACGAGCCCGGCAGAGCACUCGCCGUGUUCCGGGUCAGGCUCGCCGGAAAAGGCGAAACGGUCGCGAAGAGGGUGUUUGACGUGUCGGCAGCGCAAGAAAAAAUGCUGCGAAACGAGGCCAACGUGCUCUGAGUGCGCAAGGCUCACGAUACGUUGCCGAUGGCCUGUGCCCGGGAGCGAGCGCAAAAACCGAUCCAAAAACAACACCAUCAGCCCUGACGAGAUGAUCCACGAGGCGUACGGGGUGAUCAAGAUCCUGAGGGGCGUGGUGGACUACAAAGUAGAAGGAUGA